CCUAGCUUAGACGUGAUAUAAGUGACAUCUUUGGUAAGGUAGUAUAAAAAAUUUACAAAACAAUCCAUAAAAUUCAUGCGGUAUUAGUAUAACCCGCUUUUCGAAUUAGUUAUUUAACUCGUUUUUUAAAGUGACUUUCAGCAUGAAGUUGGCAAUUUUAUCUUGCCUUGCUGCUUUGUUAUUUAAUGUAGCCGCAGAUGAAGAAAAGGUGAAUCUAUGUGGACCAGAGCUGGCCAGGGCAAGGGUUCUGCUGUGCUUUGGAGCUGAAUAUGUUCUUAAAAGGAGUUCCUCCCACUCAUACGAGCCAAAGGAGUACGAAGAUCAAAAACCAGAGGAACCGACGUGGCUAUGGAGCGGACGGCACGGGGUCCACGCAGCACGAUGGGCCAAGAACAAACGCGGUCUGGUAGAUGAUUGUUGCCUCAACCCUUGUACAACUGACGUCAUACUCAGUUAUUGCUAAACUAAUACAGCAAGGUCACUCAUUUAUUGGGACUAACGUUACCAAUUGUGAAUGUAAUAUAGCUUAACAUUAUAUUGAUGCAUUAUAUAAAGUAAUCUCAACAUAACAAUUAUAAUACAAAUGAUAUUUUAUCUACUAAUAUGUAUAAAAAAUAGGAUAAACAUGUAUCUAUCUUAAAUUGUAUUGUAUAGUAGUCCUAUUAAAACUGGAGGU
Achroia grisella is the source of this 676-nucleotide messenger RNA. Its product is annotated as bombyxin B-3-like. The coding region runs from base 143 to 463 and encodes 106 amino acids. Gene Ontology annotation, cellular component: extracellular region. Gene Ontology annotation, molecular function: hormone activity. The record is from RefSeq and is a predicted model, not a curated record. Lineage: Eukaryota; Metazoa; Arthropoda; Insecta; Lepidoptera; Pyralidae. The transcript has 2 exons.